CAUUGCUAAUGAAAGUGAGACUUGCCUCAAUAAAAUAAGAGGCAAGAAAGUUACACUUGUAAAUCGGUGAAUGGUAGUUCGGUUGUGAAGUGAUUGGGAUUUAAAAAAAUAGUGAAUUUAAAUAUUGGGCUAUUUAGAUUUUUGGAUAUUUUAAGAACAUGGAAAGUAAUAUCAAGUAAUUGGAUUUUGUGCACCUGUAAACUAGGCUACUUUUGGGGGGAAUUCAAGACGAGGCCUGGCAGGCCUGUAGACUGAUCACCCAACAUAGGCCUAGUUCUGUGACGAAGUUUACAUUCAUUUGGUGACUGACUAGGAACCAUUAAUAAUAACUACUGGAUUCUUUAACUGGGAAUUCGGUUAUAUGAAACGAAGCCCAUGAAAUCUAACUUAAGCUAAUUUAGGAGAGUGCCAAGGGAGACAGGAAGGAAGCCAACAUAGUAGUACUACCUAGGUCAGGGAGGAAGUCUUUGGUGAAAAUCAGUAACGAACUGGACACUAAUAAUAAAAAAAAUUACGAGAAUUUCCAAAGGAAAUGUCAUGGGAAACCUAACCUAUCUUCGCAAUUUCUUGUGGUGUUAAUAGCUUUGAGGCGUUUUUUUUUUUUUGGUGAGUUGUCGCCGCCAAUUUUAGCAUACCUAGCCUAUACUAGGCCUGGGCACAUCAUUCAGAAACUUUCAAGGUGCAUUUUAAAAGACAUGCGCAGUAUCAAGGAGACUAGGCCUAGUAACCUGCUUGAACUAUAGUUCAACUUAGGCUGUAUGUUACAGCUGUUUAUAGCAAAAGCUAGUGGAGCCUUUUUUGACUAAGGUAGUAUGAACCUGAGGAACCGUGUCGUCAAUUACUCGAGAGAAUACCCCCAGUAAAACUAGUGAUUAGCUAACUGACUGAUUACGUAUUGUUCUUAGUUGAUGUAUGGCUGAAUUGGAAGUUCUAUCAUUAAUCAAGAUAAUGUGAGCCAUGAACCAACGUUUUUCAAUAGAUUUUGGAGUCUACCCUAGCCUGUCCUAGGCCUCUAAGAAUAUUCAUCGAGAUAGCUGGUAGCUAGAUGCAGGCUGAUAGAGUACACUACUAAUAUUGGUGCAUUUAUCCAUUAUAGGCAGUCAUAAAUGUAACAUCCUCAUUCAAAGGUUUCCUGUAUAAAAAGAUGAGAUGAUAUGACACAGUCUGUUUCGCACGAGUACCAUCAAGAAGUAUGUGACCUUCUUUUGAACAAACAUGAAGGCAGUGGUGCAGUGGUAGAAUCUGUGAUGAUAGGGCUGGACCCCGAAACGUCGCUUAAGAAAUUUUUGGUAAAUUACCAGAAGACACCUCCUUGCUUCCUUAUGAAUAUAGGUGUGAGCUGACCUCAGAGUUCGACUCGGUGAUGGAAAUAAGAAAUUCCACAGCUUUUCCUGUAGUCAAGUUUUAUGGUGGGGAUAAUGUUGAAGAAAGUGAGUGUAUCACUUCAGAAAGUGAUGAUGGUGAAAGUGACCAUCUUUCAGAGAAUGAUGCCGUCUCAGUCAGUGACACCCACUAUGAAGAUGAAGAACAGUCGUCUUCCAGUCUAAAUUCCACAUCUAAAAUGAGAGGCGAUGCCACUUUUCAUGACUUUUCUCUUUAUGGAGAUGGCAAUCCUUCGCCUCAGAGGCCACCGUCUUCUCAUGGCGGAUUACAUCUGCUCCAGCGGCAUUGGUGUCAUUCAUCUGGCAACAAACUUCUUCCUCUACGGAGCGAUCUUAAGAGUCUAUGACUGGUUGUAUCAGUUCCGAUUCACGGAACUCCCCGGUGACAGUGUCUAUACCUGGAUUGCAUCUUUACUACUUGUGGACUUCGCAUUCUACUGGACUCACAGAGCCCAUCACGAGUUAAACGUCCUGUGGAUGUUUCACCAAGUGCACCACUCUGCCGAGGAUUACAAUUUUGCCGUGCCUCUUCGGCUUCCGUUUAUGCUUAAAGUGACUUACUUCUUUCUGUAUCUGCCUCUGGCCUUCCUGGGUAUUCCACUCUCCUCAACGGUGGUGCACAGCUCGCUAAACCUGCUGUUCGACUUUUGGCUUCAUACGAAACUUGUUCCAUACCUGGGACCCAUCGAGUGGAUCUUCAUGACUCCUUCCAGUCAUCGAGUUCAUCACGGUGCUAACGAAUGGUGUGUUGAUAAGAACUAUGGCAGCGUUUUCAUCAUUUGGGAUAGGAUGUUCGGCACAUAUGAACCAGAGCGCUCAGACGAGGAAAUUGUUUACGGCCUCACAACGCAAACAAGGUCUCAGAACGCCCUUUGGCAUCAGUUUUACUACUUUGGCGAACUCUUCAAGAAAGUAUGGGCAAUGAAUACUUGGGGGGAUCGCCUCAAAGCUGUCUUUUACGGACCUGGAUGGACACCUGGUUCCCCUAGACUCGGUGAUCCAGCCAACAUGGCACCAGUCCCUGUUCCUAGAGAGCCCUACAACCCCAUUCUGCCACGAUGGCAGAUGUACUACAUCAUUACCCAUCUUUUCAUCGGAAUGAUCGCCUCACAAAUGUCGGAUAAGGAGGUUGCGGUCGAGAGCUGGUGGUCUGUCGCUCGUUUCCUGUUCUUCAUCCUCACUUCCAUGGGAAUAGUGACCUCAAUGUAUGAUUCUUGGCGCUGGGCUCCCAUUGCAGAGGCAUUGCGAUGCGCUUUAUUCACAGUAUAUGCUCAGUACUGGCCAAUAACUGGUAUUAUGAUAUUUGACACUUCGAUCGUCGUCUUUUACACUGCAUGUUCGCUGCUGUGGAUUUUCCAGAGUGUUAGUGCCCUAAGAGACUACAAGAAGAUCAAAUCAAAUUAAGAAUUGGUUGGAAAAUCGGAAGUGGCUUUAUGUCACUGACAUUCCAUUUGCAUGUGCAUUUUGAUUAUCCCGCGUGAAAAAGACAGCCAAUGAAUUCACUUACAGAGCAAAGAGUUAGGCAACAUCACAUAACAGAUCAGUCAUCUUUGGCCUCGAAUUAGUUAAGUACAAACGCCCAAAAUAAGUUAUAUGUUGCUUACUCGUUUAGAGUUAACUGCAUUUCCAAAAAUAGGAUUAAGAAUAGAUAUAAUGAUUCAA
Macrobrachium nipponense is the source of this 3044-nucleotide messenger RNA. RefSeq names its product alkylglycerol monooxygenase-like. The record is from RefSeq and is a predicted model, not a curated record. Bases 1572 to 2786 code for a protein of 404 amino acids. Gene Ontology annotation, molecular function: glyceryl-ether monooxygenase activity; iron ion binding. Lineage: Eukaryota; Metazoa; Arthropoda; Malacostraca; Decapoda; Palaemonidae. Gene Ontology annotation, cellular component: endoplasmic reticulum. Gene Ontology annotation, biological process: lipid biosynthetic process. The transcript has 13 exons.